Molecule: messenger RNA, 2988 nt
Organism: Amoebophrya sp. A120
Lineage: Eukaryota; Dinophyceae; Syndiniales; Amoebophryaceae
Source: the annotation of a GenBank genome assembly
GUUUUAGUAAGGCAUGUUACUGAUGAGCCAGCAAGAAUCACGAAAGAAGAGAGAAGGAUUACUGAUAAGAAAAUUUACCUACUAACUGACACGUUGCUGUGAUACCCCACAAGCAACUAACUACAUUACCUAUGGACUUUCUCACUGCUGGCGGUGGAGGUGCUGGCCGGGGAGCUGAGACGGGGCGAGGAAGCAAGAAAAACGCUAGCCCGGAACGUGAAGAGCGAGCUCAGGCGGGGGCAUGGAACUGCGACGUGGGGCCAAGAAUUCCGCCGUCAACUAUUGCAACACACUUCGAAAGAACGUAUGAAAAAUGCAAAAACUUCCCUCCGCAUAUUGUCGCGAAGCACCUGGAUCGCGCAGCUGCGAGGAUGACGGCCGAGGUGGAGCAGGAGCAGAAGCAGGCGCAGACCGAAAAAAGCGACGCGCGGGGCGGCUUCCCUACUUCCGGCGAGCUUCAGGGAGAGCUCCACCGCCUGCGGGUGCGCAGCCUCGUGCCUCGCGCCAGUCUGGGGGGGCUUGCUCCCUUCGGCGCCCCCCAGCACCCCGAUGGCGCUUUUUUUAAAACCGCGGCGGGCCCGAGGAGUUCCGCGUCGUCCAAGAAGACAGGUAGCAGAUUAUAUUAAGUGCGCGCGUUCUGUUUUCCGUUUUUACUAGCGCCCCGCUCUGCGUGUUUCUUUGGUUGUGCUCUGUUGUUGUUGUUCGCAUGAGCCAAAUGUCGCAGAUGUUCGGCGACAUCAUGGCGGAACAAUUCAAAUUCUGUCUUGUUGUGUGAGAGUCAUUUAAGUGUGUCACUUUUAAUUAGGGAGGCUGAAGAAAGCGAAAACCAAUGUCACGGUUACAGGUGCUGUUGCUGUGGAUGAAGGUCACGUCGGCGAGGACAAGUCGAAGGCCAAGGGUGAAAAAGGCAAGCCAGACGUGGGCGAUGAAAAAAACGCAACGAAAAACGAGAACAACAAGGAGCCGGCAGCCCCGGGGGUGCCCAGCGAGAACAACCUUCGUCAACCGAUGACAACUCGCACAUGGGACGAAACGAAAUAUACCACGUCUGCCGCCGAUUUAUGGAAAGCCGGAGGGUCGUUGUCAUCUGGACUACCAACCGGGCGGAGGACUCGUUCCUGUAAAAGAGCGCCAUCCAUCCCCAUCCCGGAGGAACAACGAUUAGGACCAUUCGGUGGCGCAUCGAGCUCGUCAGCAGAGAGUCGAACUCGAAGCGUCAGCCGGUGCCGGGAUGCGGCGGGGGCCGCGAGUGGGGCAAGCACAUCAAAAAGGAACUUCUGUAUGCGGGACCCCACUACAGGCCGCUUCUUACCCGCGGCGGGGAAAAGCAGCAAGCAGCUCGCAGAAACCUCUAGCAGCUCCGUUCUCCAAAAUACGUCCUCCAAAGUCCGUCCUUCGAAAAAACAGGAUGCCUCGGUCCACGACGACGAUGAAAUCUUGGAAACAGCUCUUCGCCAACCGUCUAGCUCCUCCACCAGAGGGCGAUCGCGAUCUCGAUCUAGAUCUACAAAGAGGAGCGAUAACCUUUUGGACAAGAGAGGCGGCCGAUAAGGAAGUAGUAGACAGCUCCACUUUGUAAAUCGUAAAUCUACAGAAUAAAACAGAAAACAGAAACGAAGUUCAUUUUAGCAGCAGCGUAAUAGCGGACGGAUUGAUAUCGUUUUUGAAGAGGAGCACUGAAGGAUUUGCUUUUCUCUUUUUGUUUUCUGGUCUGCAAGACAAUGAACCAGAGCGAAGCCCGCGCAUACUACUAGUACUAGAAGAAUUCCAUAACUCACAUUAAGCAAAAGCUUGCUACACUCACGCCAAUUAAGCAAAAGCUUGCUUCAGCUUCUACAACAAAUUCAGAGACAAGAUUGGCUCCACGGAUUAACUAUCGCAAAUGUGACCGGCUCAAGGCUUUUCACGAACAUUCAAUGGUAUAUUUUUAGUUUGAUCUCGUCCGUGCGCGUAAUUUCGUUGUAACGAUUUUGGGCGAAACUAUUCUGGAGAUUCCGUCUGUGACACGAGUCUGCUCUGCUCCAGUUUCUUGCUGGCAUUACAAGAGUUGCGCGCACUAUAUUUAUAAGCGACACACUACAUCAGCUUAUGUCUACAUCGCAUUGAUCAGCUUUGCUUUUGCACUAUAGUCGAAGAUGAUAAGUCAUUCAAUGUAUUGGCAUUCUCUCUCUUUUACUUUUUCAAGAGUUUUCUGGUCGACCGUCCAACUUGAACUACUGGGUGCUUGGUCUUGAUUGGGCUGGAAGAAGCAGGUCGCGCAGCAGUCCGCCAAAGGGCACGCUGCUAACAGCACCAUCAUCAUCGUGCUAAGUGCUAGUGGUCACACAGCUCUCCCUACUCUUUUUUCUGGAUGUGAUAACGGAUUAUGUCACUUUAAACUACAUCGGCGCUAUGCAUUUUUUUCCUCAGUUUUGAUUUUGAAAAUUUUCAACCGCGCGAAUCUUAAUCAAAUCAAAGAAAAAUAAUACUUGCCGACACGACGCAACUCGAUGCAUGUAUGGAAGAACGAAAAUCUAAUCGCAACACGAUGACACUCGCUGGUUUAUCAUGUUACUGGUCAUCUGCUGAUUUUUUUUUCAUCUGUUUGUUUUGUCCGCGAAGCAACAGCUUCCUUUGCUAUUUAUCGCGAGAACGACACAAGACGGCAGCUUUUUUCUUUUGUAGGUAUAAAAAACGCAUUUUUCAUCGCUUACGGCGGAGCCUUUGUAAAGACUCGACGGAGUGGUCCUGCAGCAACACAGGACCACGGACUUAAGAUUUGACUCUGUACUGGUGCAAGUACAAAAAUCUAUAAAACAAAGAAUCACUGUGGUUUUUCAAAAAGUGGUGCUUUUAAUAUAGAAAGGGAAAGCGAAAAAGAUAUAUCAAAGAAGAUGCUUUCCUCUUGAAUUUGUACUUCUAUUUGUAAAGCUUAAGCUAGAGUGGUCUUCGUCUUUGCCUGGUUUUAUGUGUCUCCUUGCGGUAAUAUUCGAUGCCGUGCUUGCUGUG